Armigeres subalbatus is the source of this 1456-nucleotide messenger RNA. RefSeq names its product protein suppressor of hairy wing-like. Gene Ontology annotation, cellular component: nucleus. Gene Ontology annotation, molecular function: DNA-binding transcription factor activity, RNA polymerase II-specific; RNA polymerase II transcription regulatory region sequence-specific DNA binding. NCBI's taxonomy places the organism in Eukaryota, Metazoa, Arthropoda, Insecta, Diptera, Culicidae. The coding region runs from base 89 to 1321 and encodes 410 amino acids. Gene Ontology annotation, biological process: regulation of transcription by RNA polymerase II. The record is from RefSeq and is a predicted model, not a curated record. The transcript has 6 exons.
UUUCAGAAUCCAUUAUCCAGUCUGGUUGUCUGCUGCCGAUUUCAGAAUUUUGUGAAAAUAGAACCCUCUGCGUCCAAAACAAAACAAAAUGAAAGAGAGAAUUAAUCAGAAAGAAAUGAACGAGAAAGUUCAUAUUAUUGAGGAUUUAAUUGUCGUAGAAGCAGUUAAAAUAGAAACUCUUACUGAUGAUGAACUGGGAAUACCAAGUGUACUAUCAGACACUGAGUCUACAGCUGAUGAAAAGGACAAGGUAGAUCGAUCGAUUGACCUGGAAGAUACUCUGUGGUGCGAAACGGAAGAUUUCCAUCUGGACAAUAGAGAUGAAUCUGAUUCUGCUGGUCAACCUGUUUUUUCGAGUGAAGAUACUAAUAGCGGACAGGGACAAACGCUGGUGCAGCUUGACGAGAAUGUGAGUGAAAAAUCAUCCAAUUGUACGACACAUGAGGAACCUAUCGAAAAAAUUGUUUGUCACGUUUGUGAAAGACCAUUCAAACGUCGGUCAAACUUACGGGAUCAUAUGCAAACUCAUAUACCAAUUGAAGAACGCCGUAAGAAACGAUCACUCAUAGAAGAAGAGGAUAAGCCAAAAGCCUUAAAAUGCUAUCUUUGCGAGCUUACAUUCAAAAUUAGAAAAACACUGCGAGACCAUAUGAAGCUAGUACAUGGAGCAAACAAACAUGAGUGCCCGGUUUGCAAAAAGCCAAUUGCCGGUUGGUACCUAAUUAAACGACAUUUGCGAACGCACCAGCCAAUCCACGAACGUCAGCAAAGCACGGCUGCUGUCAAUUGCGAUAUUUGUCAGAAGCCAUUCAGGGACAGAGCGGCUUUGGGAAACCAUGUCAUAUAUGUUCAUGGACCGAGAAACCAUGAGUGUGAAAUUUGUGGCUUUCGAUUUCCGCUACGAUCAUCAUUGAGAAAACAUAUGAACACGCAUGAUCCAGAUCCUCACAAGAGAAGAAGACCAUCAGAGCAGACUACUAAAAGCAAACGCAAGAAACGUGUAGUUGGAGAAGGCAACGAGACGAGUGGAACAAGUCGAUCCUUUAACAAAAGGCAAACUAUAAAGGAUAUUGAUAAAGCGAAAGGUAGAAAACGCCAAAAAAAGAAAAAGCCUAGAUUUCAUUCAUGUCCGUUGUGCAACGCUAAGUUUGCAACGGUAGUAGAAUUUAACAAGCAUAUUCAGCAGAAGCACGAGGAGGUCCUUAUGGACAAAGCUGUAGAACAGAAAUCGAAUGAAACUCAGUGUAUGGAACACACAGAAUCGAAUGAGGACGUCACCUUUCUGUUUGAGGCAGAAGAGUUCAAAAUUGAGCCGGAAUGAAAGGAAAUGGCCGAUCGGAUUAUAGAAUAUUGAUUUGUUAUUUUUUUAACUUAGCGUAGAAUAUCUUAACGAAAAGACAAGAGAAAUUCCAAUUUAAAUAUAAGUAUUUAAUGGCGAAAAAAUCGCCUUCCUUGA